This is a messenger RNA of Spirometra erinaceieuropaei, 1346 nucleotides long. The record is from the annotation of a GenBank genome assembly. Lineage: Eukaryota; Metazoa; Platyhelminthes; Cestoda; Diphyllobothriidea; Diphyllobothriidae.
AUGUGGCUCUUGGGAGGUGGUGGGAGUGAUUCUGCCUACAAAACAAACAUUGAGGAAGCCAACAAGCAUUUGGAUGCUCUGGCUAAAAGGAUAGAGGAGUUGGAGGCGGCGUUAGAGGAGCAGAAGGCAGAAAUGGAACGAAGGGAUGAAGUUUAUGCGCAAUCUGUCAAGGUGUGCUCUCGAAUAUUUGCUAAAAUGAUAGCGUUUUUACGUCGAAUAUAAUCGUCUGGAGUGGUAUAAUUAGGACACAUUGCAGGUGUUAAGGUUUUCGAGCUUUGGCGUUGCUCAUUCCAUCUGUUCGGACUAGUUAUCGGGCAUAUGCCCCGCCUUAUUUAUGCAUGCAUUUUCCGUAAUCCUUAGUAGAUUAUCAUUAUGUAGGCAUUUCAUACCCGCCUUUUUAACGUCUAAGUAGACCUCUGGACUGGACUAGUUUAGAAAUUACUUAUGGGGCAACUGUUAUCGCGUGUGAAAGUCGGAAACAAGGUUUUUGAACCGCACAAUAGAACAAACGCUCGGGACCUUAGGUGAAAUUGUUACUUGUUCUCACGUUGUGUCCUAAGACUUUUGUUGGAACGGACUAACGGUGUAAGACUAGAGGCCGCUCUGAUACCGUAAUGAGGCCUCGAGCAGCCACGAUAAUCGUUACUCUUUUCUCAGAAGGCAAGUGUUUAUUACAAACACCAAUAGCACCAGGGCUUCUGCCCUUACGUAUUUGUGGUCUUAGGAAAUAAAAUGCUACCCUGUAUUAUAUUGUGGCAUUUGCAAAGCGUGAAUUUUCCGGCUUGUCCAGCACAUUGUUCAGUGCUUUCCUACAUCACCCAUUAACUGAUGUCACUUGCACUUUCUGUUGUGCACGUUGUCGGCAGCAUUAUUAUUAUUAUCAUUAUUAUUAGGAACUGCAUCAGCUGCGGGAUCAAGAAACAGCUUCCCUCUCUGCGAAAGUUAAAGAAUAUGGAUCAACUAUCCGGUGCUUAGAAUCGGACAUUAAACGUCGUGAUGCUGAAUUAAACAUCCUUCGCCAGCGUUGUCGUAUGCUAGACGAAAUCAUGCGAUACAAAGCGAGCCUCGCCAAACUUACAAUUACCCUCGAACAAGCCGAACAAUACUCCAAGUCCGUGUACCGAACCACCCAAGAUCAGAGACUUGCGGGCGCCUCCGAAGUCAUGGUGCAUGUGGAUCCAACUCCCCGUCCUACCCAGUCAAUCGAGUAUCUUGUUGAUGAAGUGCCCGAUGACGAAAUAGUCGACCGAGUCGGUGAGGCGUACGUGAAUGGGGAGAAGGAAAGGCUGAAGAAACCUGUUCCAACAUUAGCCCAAAAAGCGGCGAAGACUGAAGUUAUGCCCUAA